Trifolium pratense (red clover) is the source of this 1519-nucleotide messenger RNA. Its product is annotated as putative PAP-specific phosphatase, mitochondrial. Gene Ontology annotation, biological process: sulfate assimilation. The record is from RefSeq and is a predicted model, not a curated record. The coding region runs from base 46 to 1284 and encodes 412 amino acids. The transcript is spliced from 9 exons. Gene Ontology annotation, molecular function: 3'(2'),5'-bisphosphate nucleotidase activity. Lineage: Eukaryota; Viridiplantae; Streptophyta; Magnoliopsida; Fabales; Fabaceae.
AAUAAAAAUUAUACGGUCUCCUCUUCAACGCACGCAAGAGCACCAAUGGCUUUGGUGAUGGAUAUCCUCCGUUCAUCUCAUAUCUCCGCCGUCCGAUUUCUCGACGGUGGCGGCACUCGAACUCGUAGCUGCAAAAUCCGACGCUUCAACGUAAGGUCAAACCUUCCAUUUCCGAAGCAAAAUGCAAAGUAUCACAAAGAGCUUGAAGCUGCCAUUGAUGUGGUUCAGAAUGCUUGCCGUCUCUGUGUUCAGGUGAAAUCAUCUUUAUUCUCUACUGAUGGGAAGGUUCUUGAAAAAAAUGAUCAGACUCCAGUUACUGUGGCUGAUUUUGGAGUUCAGGCUCUCAUAAGUUUAGAAUUAAGUAAGUUGUUCCCUUCUAUCCCAUUGGUGGCUGAGGAGGACUCUGCUUUCUUGCGAUCAAGAAACUUAGUGGAUACCGUGCUUGAUGCGCUAGUAACUGCUGAAGCUAGUUCCACUAGUAAAACAUUGACGCAAGAUGAUGUACUCAAAGCAAUUGAUAGAGGGGGCAAGGAUGCUUUUGUAUUUGGAUCAAAGCCGGCCACAUAUUGGGUGCUUGAUCCAAUUGAUGGCACACGUGGAUUUCUGAAAGAUAACAAAGCAUUGUAUGUGGUGGGUUUGGCACUUGUGGUUGAAGGAGAGAUUGUAAUUGGGAUUAUGGGUUGCCCUAAUUGGCAAGAGGACUUAUCUGAAAAAUCCUCCGCUGAGACAGAGGAGGGCAGGGAAGCUCUUUCUGGAUCAGGAAUUAUGAUGAUUGCUCAUAAAGGCUAUGGAACAUGGACAAAAAGGUUGAAUAGCAAGCCCAAAUCAUCUGCUGUGUGGACCAGAUGUUUUGUUGAUGCAUUUAACAUGGUACAUAAAGCACGCUUUUGUAUUCCAGAGAGUCAAACAUGGGAGUCACUGCCAUUGUCUUCUACAUUUAAUGCAACUAGCAAUGCAAAUGAUGUAGGGAGCAGCCAAAUUCUUAUUUUGGCGACAUGUUGUGGAAGUUUAUGCAAGUAUUUGAUGGUGGCGUCCGGUAGAGCCUCUGUUUUCAUUCAACGCGAAAAACAGAAGACUACUAUCAAGGCUUGGGAUCAUGCUGUUGGCAUGAUAUGCAUUCAUGAGGCAGGUGGAAAGGUAACUGACUGGGAAGGGAUAGAAAUAGAUCUCGCAGCAGAUCAACCUAGCCGGCGGAUCAUAUUCCCCUCAGGCGGCAUCCUUGCUACCAAUGGCAAUUUACAUAAUCAGAUUCUACAGAUCAUCUCUCAGACUUCAAGAGUUUGAUGUUUUUGAUGCUCAUUCAUUCUAACAUUAUUCGGAAAAGUUACUAUACUGUUUGGUAGCUUAUUAUUUGUAAUCUCUGUCACAUAUAAUACAGCAUAUGGUAUAUAAUUCAUUUCCACUAUUUUUCUAGUGAUUUUAAAGGAUUUGUCUCCUUUAAAAUGAGUAGAGAAUAAAGUGAUGAAAUCAAAUAUUGUAUUAAUAUUUCAAUAUAUUUAUGAUUUGUUAUGCAUGUCUA